AUGUAUUACCUGGCUGUGCGUGCAGAUGGAGACGAAGCUAACUGGGGCAGAGGCGCCAGUCUCUCCCCGCUGCUGCGCUGGCGUCAACUGGAGCCAGAGAAGACUGUCAGUCUCCCUGUGUUGCUCAGGGAGGUGCUCAGGGAGGUGCUCAGGGAGGUGCUCAGGGAGGUGCUCAGGGAGGUGCUCAGGGAGAUGCUCAGGGAGGUGCUCAGGGAGAUGCUCAGGGAGAUGCUCAGGGAGGUGCUCAGGGAGGUGCUCAGGGAGAUGCUCAGGGAGGUGCUCAGGGAGGUGCUCAGGAUGAUGCUCAGGGAGGUGCUCAGGAUGAUGCUCAGGGAGGUGCUCAGGGAGAUGCUCAGGGAGGUGCUCAGGGAGGUGCUCAGGACGGUCUCUCUUCUACAGUAG
This is a messenger RNA of Knipowitschia caucasica, 402 nucleotides long. NCBI's taxonomy places the organism in Eukaryota, Metazoa, Chordata, Actinopteri, Gobiiformes, Gobiidae. The record is from the annotation of a GenBank genome assembly.